Messenger RNA from Schistosoma turkestanicum, 1340 nucleotides. The record is from the annotation of a GenBank genome assembly. NCBI's taxonomy places the organism in Eukaryota, Metazoa, Platyhelminthes, Trematoda, Strigeidida, Schistosomatidae.
UUUUGUUGGACCACUUAUACAAUUAAUUGAAGCACCGGAUUCAAAAUCUGAAGAGAAUAAUCUAUGCACUGAAAAUGCAAUUAGUGCCAUUACUAAGAUUAUGAAAUAUCGACCUGAAUGUUUGCCGGCAGCAUUGGGAGGCCUCGACGCUUUAAUUGUCAGAUGGUUAGGAUGGCUUCCUAUAUGGGAUGAUACUGUAGAGACUGAACAUGUAUACGGCUAUCUUUGUGAUCUUAUUGAAGCUAACAAUCCUGUUGUCAUUGGACCGGAUAAUUCCAACCUACCCCGUAUUGUUCGUGCUAUUGCUGAAUCCAUGUCUACUGGCGGUUUGUCAGAUACAAACACAGAAGAAAAUCGAUCAAAAUUGGAAACUGGUAAUCAAGCUAGUGGAUUUAAUCAACAAAACGGUUUAGAAAAACCUUCCGCUUAUCAACGAUGCGUAUCCAUACUGCGUCACAUUCAAUCUAAUUCAUCAUUGGUAGAAGUAUGCGUAAGUCAGUUGAAUGAAGAACAACGUAAAGCCCUUGGAGUUGCUCUAAUGGGUCGUUAAUAUACAUAUAUAUAUAUAAAUAAUAAUUGGUGAACAAAAAACGUACACACACACACACACUUCAUUCAAUCGAUUUUUUUAAAAUGCCUAUUCUGAAUUGUUCAUAGAAAUCAAAAUUUUAAAAAAAAAUGUUUAUUUGAUUUUUCUUUCUUCAUGACUAAACUAUCUUUCCAAUUUCCCUCUUUAGAAUAUUAUUACCUAUCAAUUUACUUUAUUUGAUGUUUUAUAGAUUUUGUAAAUUAUUCUCAGAGUGUAGAAUAAGCACAUUUUCUUCUAUUUGCAAAUUGUAUUUUUUUUUUGCUUUCCCCCAUUGGAAAUGAUCGUUUUUGGUUUGUUUUGUGUUAUGUGUGGUCUUCUGUCAACUAAGCUCAACUAGCUAGCAAGCGAUCGAGCUAUACGCGUAUCAAAAAAAAGAAAAGUUCCUUUUUUUCGAAAAGAAACUAUAUAUAUAACAAAUCAAUCAGAUUCAAAUUAUGACAUUGUGUUCACAAUGCCUCUAACUAAGCAAGCAUAUGUGUCGUUUAUGUUCAUAUAUAUAUAGAUAUAUAUAUAUAUAUACAUGUAUGUAUGUAUUGGUGGUAUUUGUUUUAAUGUGUUCUCCGAGUUGAUAUUUUUUUCUCUCCUCAUAUGUGCUUUCCUCACCUAGAUGAUGAUGAUGAUGAUGAUGAUUUUCUCCUCGUACAUGAUGAAUGAGGAAGGCUGAUAUAAUAAUAAUAAUAAUUGUAACAUAUGUGGACUUAAUAAUUUAACUAACCGGUUCCAUUUCAGUCAGUAACUUUGAUAUUCAACA